Messenger RNA from Acanthamoeba castellanii str. Neff, 1794 nucleotides. Its product is annotated as alpha/beta hydrolase fold domain containing protein. The record is from RefSeq and is a predicted model, not a curated record. The transcript is spliced from 3 exons. Lineage: Eukaryota; Discosea; Longamoebia; Acanthamoebidae. The coding region runs from base 1 to 1794 and encodes 597 amino acids. Gene Ontology annotation, molecular function: hydrolase activity.
AUGGACGACGGCACACCGCUCGAGGUGUUGGCCAGCUCCUCCUCUUCCUCCUCCUCCUCUAUCACCACUUUGAGCUCGUCAACUUCAGCUACCGCAACCACGACAACACCAACCGCGGCCACCGCGAAGAGGGUGAGCAAGGCCAAGCUGCUGCGGCUCGGGUCGUCCAUGGGCCUGGCCGUGCCGCUGGCCCUGACGCGCCGGGCCUGGAAGGGCGCGGCCUACGCCUCGUGGUCGGUCGGGUUCGAGGUGCAGCACGAGAUGGGCCAGGCCCUCCUGCGCAACCACCACCGCUUCAGCCUCACCGACCUGUGCCAGCUGUCGGCCGACUUCGCGGCCGACCCGCCGGCCGAGACGAGCUCGAUCCGCAUCGUCUACUGCGGCGGCAUCCGGGCGGACAUGGUCCAGUACCGCAGCCCGUUCGCCCAGCGACGACCCAACAACGACAAGAAUGAGAAGAAGAAGAAGAAUGAUGGACGUCACCUCGAGAAUCGGGCCAUUCUGUCGAAAUCGGAGAGCAAUUCGCGAGGGGGCAAGGUGGCCUACCGAAGCAAGUCGCACGAAGACGAGGAGGUCGAGCUCAAGAAUCUAUCGAAAUCGUCAUCCACUCUUGCCACCUCUACUUCAUCUUCUUCGCCAUCUUCGUCUACGCAAAUGGACGACCUCGCCUCCACCACGCGUGUCAAGCUAUCGAAGCGUCGCAUCAAGAGCGAGAACGACAACCUCGGCCGGGACAACCAGUUUCGAUCGACAUCAGGGGGCGAUGCCAGCGUACACGGCCCAAAUGGAAAUGUAGAAAAUGGAAAUGGAGAGGAAGACGAGGAGAAGCCGGCCGCGACGGUCCUCUACCUCCACGGCGGCGGCUUCUGCGUGGGGUCGUCCACCACCUACCGUCGGUGUCUGUGGCACUUCAGUCGGGAGAUGAAAGGGCUUCGUUUCCUGGCCGUCGACUACUCGCUCAGUCCGCACGUCCGCUUCCCCACCGCCCUCCAGGAAUGCCUCCACGCCUAUCUCUGGCUGAUCGACGAGAACGGAGGAAACGUGGUCCUCGCGGGCGACUCGGCCGGCGGGUGCCUCGUGCUGGCGCUCCUAUUCCUCAUCCGCCAGAUGCGCGAUGACGCCGCGUCGGCUACGAAUAACGGUGACGACGACCACGAAGAGAACGAAAGCGAAAGCGAAAGCGACGAGCAGGACAAGAAGACGGUGAAGGGGAAUACCAAGCUACCCAUUGCAUUGCCGUCGCGCAAGACGCCGCCGGCGUUCCCGCUGUGCGCGUUCCUGAUGUCGCCGUGGGUCGACCUGAGCGAGUCGAGCAGCGUGAUGAAGCCUGAGUCCUACGCCCAGCCGGCCAGCCACCGCUCCCAGUCGGGCCUCGCCCGCCGCUUCAUCGACGCCUAUCUCGGCACCAGCGACUACGAUGGCGUCGCCAACAACAACAAGAAUGCGAAGAAGAACGACGACAGGAAGAACGAAAGCGAAGAGAAUACGACGACGACGACGACGCCCGACGUGCUGUCGCCGUACAUCUCGCCGAUCUACGGCGACCUGCAGGGCCUGCCGCCGGUGAUGCUGACCGCGGGCGGGGAGGAGCCGCUGCUGGCCGACAUCCAGGCCCUCCACGCCAAGUGCGUCGACGCCGGGCUCGAGGUGGAGCUCGACGUGGGCGAGCACAUGAACCACGCCUACCAGGUCUUCCACGACCCGUCGUCCCACCGCGAGGUUGAGCGCUCGAUUCAGGCCGUCGGCCGCUUCGUGUGGCGCCACAUCGCCCGACGUCAGCUGCACGACGACUGA